ACCCUGCCUGAGCCUGGCGCCGAGAAGACAGCGCAUGCGUCCUGCUCAGCCGCCUGCCCCGCUCCGCCCCCGUCUCGCUCGGAGCCAAUCAGAGCGCCGAACGCUGUGUGGCGGAUGUGGGUUGUUGUCGGGAUCGCGGUGCUAUGGCUGCUGGCUCCGCAGUGCUGCUGACGCGGGCUCUGGAGGCGCUGGAUGUUGGUGGUGCAGCAGAUAAGAUUAGUUUGAUACCUCAAGACUUCUUUGCAGAACUAUGUGAGCAGAUAAUUCAACAUCUUAACCAUAAGAUCCCAGGUGUAAAUACAGUUGAACUGUGUCAGAGACUGCAGACAUCUGGGAUUGAGGUUAAUGUUGGUGACCUGGCAAAAAUAACUAAUACUGUGUCCUUUUUGUUUAGCACAGCAGCCAGGAACAAUCUCUCUACGGAGGAGCUCAUCGUUGCCUUGGGCAGCACAGUCAACACACUGCCUAAACAUGCGAUACAGGUUAUUCGUCAUGUAUGGAAUGAGCAGGGCAAAUCUGUUGAUGUGUCAGAAGAUAAAGGAAAUAUGACCACAGUGGGCCAGUUUGUAGAUAUUAAAUGGAAACUGGGAGUUGCAAUGAGCUCUGACACCUGCAGGUCUCUGAAGUAUCCGUAUGUUACAGUGACACUAAAAGUAGCAGACCCCUCAGGACAAAUAACCAACAAAUGUUUUGAAAUGACAGUCCCACAGUUCAAGAACUUCUUCAGGCAGUUCAAGGAAAUGGCAGCUGUUCUUGAAACAGUUUGAACAGAACUGUUCUUGAUACUGAAAUUUCUGAGAGAUUUGUAUCAGGUAAACUUUAUGUCCUGUGCAGAACAAAUACAUGCCUUGCUGAACAAUGACAGUAUCCUUAUCCUUUUGGUGGGUAUUUGUCACAGUCAUCCUUACAUUGCUGUGAAGUUUUCUUUGCUUCUGAAAACUCGGAGCCAAUUCUGUUUAUAAAAGUGGUCAGCUUUGUUUAUCCUGAUAAACAAAAGAUCAGGCUCUGUACAGAAAAAUGUCACAGUAGGCUUUUUGCUCUCUGAGAGUGAAAAACUACAUUUAAGAAACUACACAUUUAGCUCCAGAAUACAGAAAGAUGUGAAAAUGUUAAUUUGGCUGAGAAAAUACUAAGAGAAGUGUAAAUCCCACAUUAAAGUUUUGUCUGUAAAAUUGA
This is a messenger RNA of Lagopus muta (rock ptarmigan), 1176 nucleotides long. It is a transcript of the gene COMMD6, whose product is annotated as COMM domain containing 6. The coding region runs from base 144 to 767 and encodes 207 amino acids. NCBI's taxonomy places the organism in Eukaryota, Metazoa, Chordata, Aves, Galliformes, Phasianidae. The transcript is spliced from 7 exons. The record is from RefSeq and is a predicted model, not a curated record. Gene Ontology annotation, molecular function: NF-kappaB binding.